AUGUCUGCUACUGACGGCUCUAUCAUGGCCAGCGCAAUUCGCGGUCAAUCUUCUACAGAUCCUUUCAUGCAUGGAUGUAUUCACAGCAUGGAUAUCCAAGUUGUUCCACUUGGUAAUAGUUGUGUUCUUGACACCAUCAGGGACGAUCCUAUCCAAACAACACUAGGCAAUGGCGAAAAGGUACUGCUGCUUGCGCAAGUCCAUAUCAAAUCGUCUCACUCCACCAAGCAGCCGGGCCAUGUCAGACACAGGUCAGAUGAUCUGAUUGAUGACUUGGAGUAUCAACUGGGAGAUUCCAAUCUCGAGUACAUACGCGUCUCUGUCAAGUACAAUCAUUCGGCAUUCUUUUGCCAAAGUCGACCUGACAUCAUCGAUAACAUGAUUGAAGGAGGCACAAAACUAGAGACAUUUGCAACGGCCGUCAUCAAGCAACACGAUCACCGAUCACCGUGGUCUCCAAACAUAGCCCCAACAUAUAACCCCAUUACGAGCAUCGUCCAUGACAACUAG
Molecule: messenger RNA, 510 nt
Organism: Colletotrichum phormii
Lineage: Eukaryota; Fungi; Ascomycota; Sordariomycetes; Glomerellales; Glomerellaceae
Exons: 3
Coding region: 1-510 (169 amino acids)
Source: RefSeq, a predicted model, not a curated record